Aegilops tauschii subsp. strangulata is the source of this 1431-nucleotide messenger RNA. RefSeq lists its product as uncharacterized. NCBI's taxonomy places the organism in Eukaryota, Viridiplantae, Streptophyta, Magnoliopsida, Poales, Poaceae. The record is from RefSeq and is a predicted model, not a curated record.
CACUUUGCUUCUUGGCUCUCUGUCGUUCGCAUCUAUCGCCCACGCUGCGUUGCUUAAAAGGCCCUCCGCCGGCAUCCAAGGCGACGCCCUCCAGCACCACUCUCACAUAACAAGCUAGUGAGCACCGGAGCAGGGAAGCAAGCACCUCCCAGCGACGUACGUGCGUUCCCUGUUGCCGAUGUCGUCCUAGGUAGCUUGGAUCCACAUGGACUCCCCGCAAAAGAAGCUCGGAUCCACCAUGGACGGCGAGAUGCCACAUCUGCUGCCUGUGACGACGGUGAGUGAGACCGUGCCCAAGGACACGCUGGCCCCUCCUCCGGAGGCUGUCGUGAUUGUCAGCGCUUACGAGUUCUACCCCGCCUUCGUCGUCCUCCUCUACUACGCCCUGCACUACGCCAUGAUCUCCGCACGGUCCAUCUUCUUCCUGCUGACGCACGCGGAGGCGGUGGCCGCAGAGGUGAGCGCCCUGGACAUCGGGAUCGUGUGCUGCGCCGUGCUCCAGGCGGCCGCGGCGGUGCUGGCUGUGCAGCUCCCGUGCCACCGCGUCUGGGUCAGCUACGCCUUCGCCUACCUCGCCCUCGCGCUCACCAUCGUCGGCCAGUGCAUGUUCAUCGACCCAGGGGACGCCAUCUUCAUCAGCGCUGUGGGCGACCUCAUGUGCUUCCUGGCCCUCCUCCUGUCACAACGGUAGCGACGCAAACGGUGAUUGAAGAAGAAUCCGAAGGCAAGCCAACGGACACCCCCCACAGUCGUAAUGGUCGAUACAUCGCGGAAGGCGUGGCUGGAGUGACAACCGACGAGGUUUGUCAAGCAAGGCAGCAACCCUUUAUGCCAUUUGUCGAGUUAGCCGAGAGCAGAGGUGGUGUAGCCGUGGUCGAGGUAGCCAUGCGAAGAAUACCCUGGUCGAUGUCGAGUCGGGGUGGCCGGUGUCGAGGAAGUCGCCGUGGGGCCACGGGCGCAAGGAGGCGCCGAAUCAGCCAUGGGCACAGUAGUGUCGAAGUAGUGGUGCGAUGAUUAGUUCAGUUCAGCUAGCUGCAGGGGAUCAGCUCGAUCGAGGUACUACUCAGGAUUGAUCUCAGUGCCGUAUGUCUGAAUCUCAAUCUACUGCUGUAAUGUUAAUCUCAGUACUAGUAUUAUGUGAUGCGUCAUGUAAUCACCCUGACCAUUUAUAUAUCCAUGUUGUUUCUAUUUUUUUCUAGCGACCACAGGUGUAUCAAUGUAGUUCUUCGGGGUUGGGCUUUAGGUUUGGUUCGUAUUUUUUCGAUGAGGAGUGGAUGCAAGGCUUGGAGUGUUGUCCUUUUCGUUGUUGUCCAUCUUAAUUUUGAUGUCUUAUUUUCACAUGCCGGCCACUUGUAUGAGCUCUCAAGCUGAUAUAAGUUCAGCGUUGUUGUUUUAUUAUGAUGAGGAAGUGAAAUAAUAGUCUGCCUUAAA